AUUAUAACAAGUCCCAACUUUCCUCUUGACUAUGACAAUGAUAAGAAAUGCAUCUGGCGAGUAAGUACUUCAGAUGCUGGCCUUAUUAUAAAAGCAACCUUCAAUGAAUUUGAUCUACAAUAUAACACAAUAUCAGGAGACUGCCCAUUUGAUAGUCUGACAUUUUCAGAUGGUGACUCAUCUGGUGGUGAUGUUAUUGGAAAAUACUGUGAUACCAUUUACCCUGAGGUUAUUUAUUCAACUGAAAAUGGAAUGUACAUUGAGUUCCAGAGUGAUAGCUUACAUACAUACAAGGGAUUCGAGAUCACUGUUUCGGCAGUAAAAGCAGGUACCCACAAAAGUAACUAA
Messenger RNA from Pocillopora meandrina, 348 nucleotides. The record is from the annotation of a GenBank genome assembly. Lineage: Eukaryota; Metazoa; Cnidaria; Anthozoa; Scleractinia; Pocilloporidae.